AUGACUAUUUCAUUUCAUAGUUUUGGUGUGUUACUUUUAUGCUGUUGCCUCGGAGCUGCAAAUUAUAUGCUUCUAUUUCAGUGCAUUGCAUGUGAUUCUCAAAACUGGCAACCAUAUUCUGAAUGUCAUAGAAAGUUACCAGAGAGGAUUAAAACGAACGGAGAAAACUGCGCUGAACGUUUCACAAACUCGACUCAUCCUGAUGUGGUUUUGCCGAAGAUCUGCCAGUCACUAGAACUGAUUUACGAGAUUGUCCAAUGCACUGAUGUCCGCAAAGGUUCCCCGGGAGGAAAGAAAGAAAAA
Messenger RNA from Stegodyphus dumicola, 303 nucleotides. RefSeq lists its product as uncharacterized. Lineage: Eukaryota; Metazoa; Arthropoda; Arachnida; Araneae; Eresidae. The record is from RefSeq and is a predicted model, not a curated record.